CCGUCCGUCAUGUCAUUUGACAUUUCUGUCAAGCCAUCGCUCUAUCGGCAAGUUAUCUCGCUGUUUUCAGGGAUUUGAUUACAAGUUUGUGCAUUGUUUCCUUAAUUGCUCACGGCCGCGGGUAACGGUAACCGUUGAACAAUGUCGGAGGCGCCUGAGACUCCGCCCUUCAGCACGGUGGAUAUCAACAAUGAUACUAGGGAGGAGGAAGAUCUCUUCGCCUCUGCGGUUCAGGAGGUUAGCUUGGACCCGGAAGUCAAUGGAGCGAGGGAGGGCCUGGAAAAGGCUACGCUCAAUGACCCUCCGGCCAUCACACCAGACCUCAGCAGCCCUAUUAUGGAGGAGAUAGCGACAGAACGCGCGAACAACAUUAUAGUCACAGUGACAGAACCACAGAAAAUCGGCGAAGGAAUGUCAUCGUACGUCGCGUAUCGCGUGCUCACAAAAACCAACAUGCCUAUAUUCAGUAAACAUGAAUUUGCCGUCUUAAGGCGGUUUAGCGACUUCCUAGGACUUCAUGAGAAACUGACGGAAAAGUAUCUCCGGUCUGGCAGAAUUAUACCGCCCGCGCCUGAAAAGAGUAUUGUUGGCACAACUAAACUAAAGAUGACGUCGACGCCGUCAACGGAGACCGCCAACGGCAGCAGCCCUAGCGGCGUGCAGUCUCAGUUCGUGGAGCGCCGACGCGCCGCCCUCGAGCGGUUCCUGAACCGCGUGGCGCAGCACCCCGUGCUCUGCAUCGACCCUGACUUCCGACAGUUCUUGGAGUCUGAGGCGGAGCUCCCCAAGGCGACAAGCACGAUGGCGCUCAGCGGCGCCGGCAUGCUACGGCUGUUCAACAAGGUCGGCGAGACAGUCAAUAAAAUCACAUACCGCAUGGACGAGUCUGAUCCCUGGUUCGAGGAGCGGUCGGCGCGCAUGGAGGCGCUGGAGGCGUGCCUGCGGCGGCUGUACGGCGCGUGCGAGGCGCUGGCGGGCGAGCGGCGCGAGCUGGCGGCGCGCACGCACGACGCGGCGCGCGCCGCCGCCGCGCUCUCCGGCGCCGACCCGCACGCGCCGCUGUCGCGCGCGCUCUCGCACCUCGCCGACCUGCACGAGAAGAUCGAGCAUCUAAGAGUGGAGCAGUCAAACACAGACUUCUACGUUUUAACAGAACACAUCAAAGACUACCUCGGACUAAUCGGAGCCAUCAAAGAUGUGUUCCAUGAAAGAGUUAAGGUGUUCCAGAACUGGCAGCACGCGCAAAUGCAGCUGACGAAGAGGCGCGAGAACAAAGCCAAGGCCGAGCUCGCCAACCGACCGGAGAAGAUCGAACAAGCAUCCAAUGAGAUCAUUGAGUGGGAAUCAAAAGUGGAGCGUGGUCAGCAAGAGUUCGACACGAUCUCGCGCGUGAUCAAAAAAGAAGUGGAGCGCUGGGAGGAGACGCGCAUAGCCGAGCUGCGGACCACUGUGCUGCGGUACCUUGAGGACCACGUGCAUCACCAGGCACAGUCCAUCCGCUACUGGGAUGCGUUCCUGCCGGAGGCGCGCGCGAUCAAAUGAGUGGGACGCUGACGGCUGCCCUGCCACCAGCCGCGACCGUAACUCCGUGCAGUAAGGUCGACAACGGCAUUUUAUACCCCGAGCCAACAUAAUAGGAAAUGAAUAAAGUGAUUUAACAUAAAUCUAAAUCCCUUCGUUGACAACGCUACACAAGAGCCCGAUAGUUAUCGCUAUACGACUUGAGCGGUCUUUCUCACAGCGCUGAUCAUCAGGGGGUUAAAAAGGCCACAUCGAAACGAUUCAUCUAAAAAAGCAAUAUUGCAAUUUGACAUUUGCACAUAUAAAAGUAAGUGCGCAAUGCAGACGAAUGUCAAAUAGCAAUAUUGCUUUUUAGAUCAAUUGCUUUUGAUUGAUCAAUUGGUAAAUGUAUCGUAGAUGUUUUGUCUUUUUUCGGGUACCAACGGCGCUGUAUGGCAUUUUUAUGGGGGUUAAACUGUGGUAUAGAAUCAUUACUUUGUGCUGACAUGAAUACGAGUAUAGAGUGAAACUAAUCAUCGACGUGAAAUUGACUUAAGCUGAUCAAUAAAUAACACUACACUGCACAUACGUCUAAGACUCUCGUGUCAGUUGUUAGGUCACCGACCAACCCCAUCAACCCGGAUUUCAGGGUUGCUAUUGAGCCGCCAAACGAACGAAUACAUAGUUACUUAGGCAAAUAGUAGGUACAUGUCCUAAAUGUGAUCAACCUCCAACAUCCUAACCUAACUAGGGAUCAUGAAGUGAUUUUUGUGAUAUGUCCCCACCUUGAUUCGAAUCCGGGACCUCCGGAUCGUGAGCUCAACGCUCAACCACUGACCAUAGAGGCCGUUACCCUUUCAUUAUUAUUGUAGAUAUUCAACUUAAGUCUACUCCACGAUGAUGAGUUAUGGGACACCAUAAAUAGAACAUACAUACAUACAUACAUAAACUCACGCCCGUAAUCCCUAAUGGGGUGGGCAGACCCACAAGUAAUCAAAGACAACUUGCAGCCACUGUUGAUACGAAGUCCAAAGAUGGAUAUGAUGAACCUUAUGGUGAUAAGGGAUCAGCCUAUCGCCCAUAACAUUAGUCCAUCAUGGUAGAGGACACAAUCCCUCUGUCGGUUUUUACGACAUGCCCGGGAAGAGAAGCAGCUGAACGUGUUCUACCAUAAAUAGAAAUGAUAGUAAUAAGAUAUUGUAUACACUUGGCUCUGUAAAACUUAAAUCAUACACAAUGCUGCCAAUUCGGGCAACCACCAACUUCAUUUGACAAGACUAAAACUAGCUCCAUCUCUUUCUUGCACGUAUUGUAAGUGAAGGACCGCACUAGUCUUUGAGCUGUCAAACUAAAAUUAGGUUAAGUUUAUGUCCGCCCGGAUAGGCACUAAUGUUCACAUUUUCAUGUUGUACCAACAUAGCCAAAUUAGUUUUGCAGCCAAACUCAAACAACGGACCAUUGAGCCAACAUAAGCAAAUGUUAAACAAACCUCAAUAAGUUCUUUAAAAACAUUGACUUUGUAUUUGGCCAUGUUGGGUCAACACCCAAACGUGUCAUAUACCUGUAUUUGCUCACAAUUCAGUCAUUCUUGCUUGUUAACCAAUAAUUAUGAUGAUAAGACCAUGGUAUCUGAAGACCAGGUAUGGUCAAUCCUAUGACAAGCCGCUCUUGCUAGCCCUUGAUGACGUAAGUGUUACCAUCAAAUUGGUGUCUCCAACAUUCCGACGUAAAUUAUUGAAAAUCAAGUGAAUUACUAACUAAUGUAUUUAAUUAAUAUUAUUUGUCACAUUUACAUAUAAAAAUCAUGAAUAAUAUUAAUCAUUAAACUGUACGUAAAUCUUUUACUAAAAGUACAAAAUUUCCUUGGAAAAUAAAUUAUAAAUAUUGGACGUGGGUAAUUUAUUUUUUACAAAAUGGCAACGUAGGGUGGGAUGACGUCAGCUGGGCUAACCUUGAAAUGCUAGCUGUCAGUUUUGAGCAUACCUGGUUUUUUAUACCAUGGAUAAGACAAUAAUUUCUACUCCCUUUUUUAAUAUCCUUGAACCACUUAUAAUACAUAUUAUUUUACACAAUAAGCUUUAUCCCAUAUCUCAUUGUGAUAUGGGAUAUGGGCAGAAAUAAUAUUUGAAAUACUUUCUUCUUCAUUAUUUAUCCCCACAAUAAAAGGUCUAAAAUUUACUGAAUAUUAGAAUUUAAAAUAAUUCAAAUGAGAUUAUCACUUUUUACACAUUUUGGUGUAAGUCUAUAUUAAAUUAUUCACUUUAUUCAUUUCCUAACAUAUCCAUCAUUAUCUCACACAUGAAAUAGCACAUUUUAUUAGUCUUAAUAGCUAGAGCAAAUGUUCUCCUUAUAUUUUGAUGUUAAAUGUUAAUUUUUAAGAACUAUUUGGUGUUUUAUGAAACCUACUUAGAUGACGAAUGUGUAAUAUAAAUAUUGAUUUGUAACUUAAAGGGAAAGGGAGUUUUAUGAAAAAAGUUUUUUUUUAUAAAUAUGUAUAUUGUGCAUGUGAAAUUAGAAAACAAAAACCACGGAACAAUUCGUGACGAACAGUUUUGAAUACAAUUCCACUUAAUAUGAAUAUACUUUAUAUUCGCAAAUAAUAUUCAAUUGAUAGUAUACUCAAAUAAUAUAUUUAAUCUAAAAUAAAAUAUUCGAAAUUUAAAUUUGAAAAGACAACUGAAAGAAGUUAAAUCUUAUUUAAAAAGUUACAGAUUGUAAAUUGUUUUUCAAAUGCCCUUUCCCUGAUGCUAUAAGGAAAUUUCCACGUUGCUUAUGCGUCUUAUGUUAGUGUAAGAUCAUCCAUUCAUUUGUUACUAUGGUGUAUAUUUUUAUAGUCAUUUGUUUUACCUUAAAUAUAAGAUUAGGUACUGCAUAUUAGAUAAUGUAUUCCAAAAAAAAUAAUAUGUAUAAAAUAUUAUGGCUAUGGUCGAGUAUAAAAGCUUUAGUUGCGAUUGGGAAUAAUAAAUAAAAAAUGCCCGUUUUAAGGCGAAUAAAAUGAACAAAUAUUGGAAUAUUCAGGGUAUAGUAAAACAGCCUUGGACUCAAGCGCUUUCGAUACUCGACCAGAACUAUGAAGUAGGUAUGUGAUUGACAAAAAAAAUCUCGAGUCUAACGUAUUCCUUAUUUUUUAUAUUGCCAAAUAUAUUUAGUGGUAUUUGUAAUGGAAGAGAAUAUUGUAAAGUACAUGGGUGUAUGAGAUAUAAGCAGGAUAUCGUACUUUAUACAAAUAAACAUGUGCGGGGUUCGGAAUGUUUUACAUUUGGCGGCCCAUUGUAUAGCUCAAUGUGUGUAAAUAAUACAGAGAUUAAAAUUAUGUAAGAGCGGGCUGUGGUCAGUAAACAAGAGUCCUAAGGCCAGAUUUCCACUGACGCGGAGAUGGGCGGAGAAGAGCGGAGAUGGGCGGAGAAGAGCGGAGAUGUGCGGAUUUGACCAAUCACAGCGUUCGAGAGAGCGAAAAACGAAGACGCUCUGUCACUCUCUCUCCCUCACGGUGAUUGGUCGAUUCCUGCACAUCUCCGCACAGCUCCGCGUCAAUGAAAACGCAGCCUAACAUUGCUUCGAAGUAGCACGUUACUUAAACACAAAGAAAUCACGCCCAUUAUUGUUUCGUUUACUUUUCAAGUAUUAGCAGACUAAAACGCAAUGUCCGGUUACCAGAGGCCUGUUUAACAAACAUUACAAUUGUAAAUACAGUUAAAUUUUAGUGUUUAUUGCGUCACCACUAUGAUGCUACAAAAUAUUUCUAAUCAAGCUACGUACGCACCCUGCAAUGUACGUUAAAAUGUAUUUUUUUACAAUUGUAAUGUUUAUUAAACAGGUCCGUGGUUAUCACCCAAAUUGUAUUGUAAAUCGAUACUUUGGAGACUAUGUAUAAGCAUUUGUAGUCAUAUUCUGAUAUAUAAUACCGUUUGAGAAAUAUCUCUAUUUACAAAUAAGUGAAUACAUGCCCCCGAUUAAGAACUUAUCGUUUAGUCGACUUAAACUAGCGGCACAUGAUAAUGGCCAUUUAACAUAACAAACAUAACAAAUACUUUAUUGCACAAGCAGCAAAAAACAAAAUACAAAAUAAAAGAGAAAUAGCAUGAGUACAAUAGGCGGCCUUAUUGCUAAGUAGCUAUCAAUGUUUUUAAAUUUGUCCCGCUCAUCAAGUUUCGUAUUAAUUUAUAACUACGUUAAAGGAGCAAAUAGCUGUACUUUAUUGUGUUCAUGAACAGCCUAUGUACGUACCAUUGCUGGGCACAGGCCUCCAACCGGAGGGUGUACGGAGCAUACUCCACCACGCUGCUCCACUGCGAGUUGGAGGUGUUUUACGGCUAAUAACGUAGACCAACAGCUUAACGUGCCCUCCAAAGCGCGGAAUCAUCUUACUUUUUCGGAUAAUCAGGUGAUUCAAGCCUGCAAUGUCCUUACCAAACAAAGGACAGUCUCACAAAGUGAUUUCGACCAUGUCCCCAUAGGGAAUCGAUCCCGGACCUUCAGUUCGUGAACCUAACACGGAGUUUAUUUGCAACAAUAGUGAAUUGCUGUACUGUAUUAUGUUAAAACGGUCAUCAUAGCGUGCCGCUAGUUUAGUCAUGGUCGCGCUGUAUGGACUUUUGAUCGUCUCCUAUAAAAAAAAAUUGUCUAUAUUAUUAUAUGCACAUGUAUACUACACAUAUGCACAUUAUAUGUAUACAUUAUACACUACACAUUAUAUGUAUACAUUUUAUGCACAUGUUUCUGGCAACAGCCCGCACAAUAUAUUAUAAAUAUAAGUGAACAGAGCGUCGUCGGUUAUAAUAUUCCCAGCAUGCGACCGCCUUUGUUACGUAGCCAAACGAGCUCUUGUUAUAAAAAACAUAAGGUUCUCAUUUCAAUACAAUACAAUGUAAACGUUGAAUGGAUAUGAUAUGUUGAAAUUUUAUUACUAUUAUACCCAUCUAGACUUGUGGUUAUACCAAUUAUAUUCCAUUUAGUUAUUGUUUAAAUGAAAAUAAUAUAAUUCUUUUAAAUAAAA
Pectinophora gossypiella (pink bollworm) is the source of this 6496-nucleotide messenger RNA. RefSeq names its product sorting nexin-2 (gene Snx1). Gene Ontology annotation, cellular component: endosome; endosome membrane. Lineage: Eukaryota; Metazoa; Arthropoda; Insecta; Lepidoptera; Gelechiidae. Gene Ontology annotation, biological process: early endosome to Golgi transport. The coding region runs from base 142 to 1542 and encodes 466 amino acids. Gene Ontology annotation, molecular function: phosphatidylinositol binding. The record is from RefSeq and is a predicted model, not a curated record. The transcript has 10 exons.